AUGGACUCAUUCUCUGCAGGGCCCAUAGUGUACUCAACAUUGGAAGCUGACGAGCUGUAUGAGAGCGCUGACGAUAGCGAAGGCGAAGGACCAGGUGAGGGAACCGCGGAGGCAGAAGAGGUCACCACGCAAGGACAUGAUCCCAAGAUGAGGAUUGUGAACUCACGUUUCAGGGUCUGGCAGCAAUCUGAAGGCAAAGAUUGUAGCAUCAUCAACGAGAUUUUUGACCGCCUGCAUGUACACUCUCACGAAGUGACCUUUGCUUCUUCCGUUCGUUGCCUGAAGAUGGAUUUUUCGAUAGUCGGCAUGCGAGGAGUUUACGAGCAGCGGUCCUGUGCGGACCCCUCUCCAACCUGGGAACUCUCUCAACGGAGCGGGCAAUUGGUACAAGUCCCCAACCUUAAAGCGACAUGGCUCCUGGACGAGGAGACCGUGCUCACAUGUUGCCACUAUGCUGGGGAGGCCACCGAGAGUUGGGUGGACGAAAAGCGACUGGCAGAGCGAUUCGGUUCAGAAACCUUGGAGCGUAUGGGUGGCCUGAGCGUGCUUCUCGAGUUGAUCGGCCUGAUCUGUGCCGACGCCGGCGCCGGCUAUGCGGCCCAGCUUCCAUUCGGUCUGCCCGAGGGUGUCGUGUACCUGCGGGAGGAGCAGGAGGCGGCAUCCUUGCCAAGCAUGCAACGUGCGGAAAGCCCAGAACUGAACUCUAGGAUGUCGAAGACCGCUGAUACCGUGGUCAUCGCAGCCCAAGAGCUGCAAGAUGCGGGACCGGAUUUGCAUCGGGUCGUCCUUCCUCUCCUGCAAGGUGGUCUGAUGAAUGGCCAUCUUCUGGAUCCUCUUGUGCUCACGAAGGACUUCGAGGACUCGCUGCAUCGCUACGGUGCAUCGAACGAGCGCCUCGAGCAGCUGUUACAAGAAGAGAAGGAGGCGCUGGAGAGCGUGUCACCGGAGGACGUACUGGCCGGGCUGCGGCCCAUGGUGCUCCAGGGCAUGAUGGUACUCUGUAGCUACCACCGCCUAGAUCAAGACAGUUGGUACACCGCUGUGUCCGUAAUCGACUCCUACCUGGCCAAAGCUGGAGAACUUGACAUCAGCAAGCUGCCCCUGACCUGCGUCGCCGUGGUGAGGUUGGUGAAGAAGUUCCACGGCAACGUCGCCGACCAAUUUGGCUCCACCUCUGCUCAGUGGCUCGACGGAGCCCGGCAGCUGGCCAAAGCGAUGCAAGACCAAGGCCACCAAAUGGAGAGCCUGGAGUUUACCGAAAUCAUGCUCAGUCAGCAUGAGAUUGACAUCCUCGAGGUCCUGCAGUGGCAGAUCGACGCUCCGCUCCUGCAGCAGUGGCUCUCCACGUACUGCCAGCGCUUCAACAUCUUAACCGAUCACAAGCACGAGACGGCCGUUUCGUGGGCUGGGGCCCCGCAGCGACGUGGCCGCGUCGCCAGCCAGGUCAAGACCCGGGCCAUGUACUUCGCUCGCCUGCUCCUCUUCGUGGAGGCAAACUCCUCCCGGAGCCCGCCUCGAGAGUUCGCCCUCGGCUUGUUCUGCCUCGGCCUGGUGUGGAGCCAGCUGGUUCCCGCAGACGGUCUUCGUCCAGAGAAGGUCCCGUCAGCCUACUGGGUCGCCGGCUUUCAGGAGCUCAGCCAGCGGCACCGGGUGCAGACGAUGUCGCCGCUAUUCGGAGCAUCCCUCUUCCCGCUGAUUCAGGCGACCACGGCUUCCAGCAGCUGCGAGCUGAAAGAGGCCACCCACCGGGCACUUGUAAAAAUUUUGGUCCUGGGUGCCCAGCAUCCAGCUUUAUUGAUGCUAGCGACAGCUUAG
This is a messenger RNA of Symbiodinium sp. CCMP2456, 1815 nucleotides long. The record is from the annotation of a GenBank genome assembly. Lineage: Eukaryota; Dinophyceae; Suessiales; Symbiodiniaceae.